Messenger RNA from Aspergillus melleus, 459 nucleotides. It is a transcript of the gene aspf13, whose product is annotated as allergenic cerato-platanin Asp F13. NCBI's taxonomy places the organism in Eukaryota, Fungi, Ascomycota, Eurotiomycetes, Eurotiales, Aspergillaceae. The coding region runs from base 1 to 459 and encodes 152 amino acids. The transcript has a single exon. The record is from RefSeq and is a predicted model, not a curated record.
AUGAAGUUCUUCGCCUCCACUCUCGCCCUCAUCUCCCUGGCCCUCACCCCGGCCAUGGCUGCCCCCGCCACCGCCGCCGCCGUCUCGGUCUCGGUCUCCUACGACACCAAAUACGACGUGGCCGGCAGCUCCCUGAACACCGUCGCCUGCUCGGACGGCGUCAACGGCCUCGUGACCCAGGGCUACACGACCUUCGGCUCCCUGCCCAAGUUCCCUCUCAUCGGCGGCGCCCCGACCAUCCCCGGCUGGAACAGCCCCAACUGCGGAAACUGCUACAGUCUGCACUACAAGGCCGGCAAGGUCGACAAGACCAUCUACGUCACUGCCAUCGACGCUGCUCCUGGUGGCUUCAACCUCGGUCUCCAGGCUAUGAACCAGUUGACGAACAACCAGGGUACCCAGCUGGGUCGCGUGCAGGCGACUUAUGCGCUGGCUGAUCCCUCGAAGUGUGGUUUUUAA